AUGAACCAACGUCGAUGUAUCGUUUGUCUCCUUGUCGUUACUAUGUUAACAAUCGUGAUACUACUUGCUGUUUACUUUAAAUAUCAUUCUAAAAAACAAGAAGUUAUACCAAUUAGUAUAUUAGAUACAACAACUAUUGCUGUCAUUACAAUUUCAAAUAGUGAUGAUAAUACUAAUCAACGAUUAACACUUGAUUUUACUUCAGAACCUGGUUCAACAAAUCAAUUAAACAACCCAGCAACAAGUACAUCAUACUCAGUAAAAGACUCAACGUCUAGUAUAUCGACAUAUACAUUGGUAGCUGACUCAUCAAAAAACAUUCCAAAUACAGCACAAUCUACUUUUCAAACAACAAAUAUAGAUAUUACAGGACAAAAGAUAACAACAUCUGGCAAUGCUCAAAAAACAUUCUUCAUGACAAGCACAAUGAAAUCUAAUCUUUAUACAACGUUGGCGAGCAGUACAAAGCAAGAAUUGAGAACAACUGAUAUAACUCAAUUAACAAUGGCUAACAAACAAGGUGACACAACAACUGCAUCUUCCACAUCACUUACAGAAACAGCAGCAACAUCUACUUUAGAAUCAUUAUCGACAGCUAUGAAGUUAGAUAUAUCUGAAACUGCUUCAAAACCGACGCCGAUAACUAGCUCUCAGCUUCCCUUCGUAUCUUCAACCAGAGAUAGUUCUUUAUUAUCAUCGAUGUAUUCGGCAACAAGUACGUCUCAGUUCAUAUCAGAAUCUUUGAAAAGGGUUAGUUUAAUAUUACCAUCGGUAUCUACAACAAUAAGUAGUUCUCAGUUAACAUCAGAAUCAUCAACAACAGAUAGUUUAGUAUUGACACCGAUACCUACCAUCACAAGUAAUUCUCAAUUCAUGUCACAAUCUUCAACAACAGAUAGUUCAAUAAUGUCAUCGACGCCUAUGAAAACCAUUAUCGCUGAUUUAACAUCAGGAUCUUUGACAGAAGAUAGUUUCCUGUCAACAUCAAUGUCUGCGAUGAUAGACAGUAUCCAGUUGACUUCAGGAUCUUCGACAAUAGAUAGCUCAGUAAUAUGGUCGACACCUAUGACAACAAUUAGUACGGAGGUAACAUCAGAAUCUUUGAUCGGAGAUAGUUCCGUGUCAUCAUCGAUAUCUGCAAUCACAGACAGUACUCAAUCGACUUUUGAAUCUUCGAGAACAUAUAGCUCAUUAUUAUCAUCGAUAAUUAUGGCAACAAGUAGUACUGAGUUAGCGUCAGAAUCUUCAACAAUAGAUAGUUUAGUAAUGUCGUCGACACCUAAAACAGCAGGUACUUAUCAGUUCGUAUCAGAAUCGCUGACAACAGAUAGUUCAACAAUAUUGUCAAUAGAUAUGGGAAAAGAUAGUUCUCAGUUUACAUCAGAAUCCUCGACAAUAAAUAAUUUAGUAUCACCUUUAACAACAAUGUCUGGAAGUAGCUCUCAGUUCACAUUAGAAUCCUUGACAACACUCAGUCCGAUGGUAGCCUCGACACCGCUAGUAACGAGUAGCUCUCAGUUACCACCAGAAUCAUCAACAAUAGAAAGUUCAGUAUUAUCAUCGUUACUUAAGGAAACGAGUAGUUCUCAGCUCACAUCAGAAUCCUUAACAACUGAUAUUUCGAUAGUGUCAUCGAUACCUUUGGUAGCGAGUACUUCUCCGUUUACAUCGGAAUCUUUAAUAACUGAUAGUUCAGUAUUGUCAUCAACAUCCACAGCUUCAAGUGAUCCUAAAUACUUGUCGGCAACUAUGGCUACACAGAAUUCUGAGCCAUCAGGAACAAGUACAAUGUCAAGUAAUAACGAUGUAUUAUCUAAAACUAUGACAACAGGGUAUUCUGAAUAUACAUCAACAACAAUGAUUACGACUACUACUCAAACAACCUCUACAACCAUUACAAUAGACGUAACAACAACAGUGGAGACAGAUAUGUCAACAAGUAUGUAUCUUAUUUAUAAACAAGAUGUAGUAAAGCGGUAUAAUUAUUCAUCUUUAGCAAUGGGAAUAGCCAGCACGCAAGUUACAAAUAUUCCAUCAUCCGUGAAAAUCACUAGCACAAUGAUGAAUAACAACGUUCAAACGUUGACUUCUACUCAAUCAGUCUUUUGGAAUAUAGAUAAACCGCUUAACACUGCACGAUCUAACUUUGGAAGUGCAUUAUUAGCAAACGGACAAGUUCUUGUAGCUGGAGGUUUAAUUACUAGCAGUUCGGCAAUUUCACAGACUGAAGUGUAUACAUCGACUGGGUGGCAACUGGCAUCUUCCAUGAAACUUGCACGUGCUUAUCAUACUGUUACUGCUUUUGCAAGUAAUACUAAAGUAUUAGCCGCUGGUAGUGCAACUACAAACGGUCUACAAACUGCCGAAGUAUAUAACAUUUUGAACAAUACAUGGACAUUCACAUCAAAUAAUAUGUCAAGUUCUCGUUAUGCACACACAGCCACACUACUUGGAAAUGGACAAAUACUCAUUGCAGGUGGAUAUAACGCUUCAGGUAAAAUUAUAUCUGCAGCCGAGCUUUAUAUUCCAUUAUCAAACUCAUUUAUUAACACAACUAAUAUGAAUAUAGCACGAUCUUAUUUUACAAGUACACUUCUUAGUGAUGGAUCUACUGUUCUUGUUACAGGAGGUGCUAAUGCUAGUAGUUAUCUCAUUUCAACAGCAGAACUUUAUAUUAAUGGUUCUUGGAUUCUCUUAUCCAGUAGUAUGACUCAAAGUCGAGCUUAUCAUGCUGCUGUAUUAUUAAAUGAUGGAACUGUAUUAGUUGUUGGGGGAGGUACCGGUGGAGCAACUGCAUAUUCAACUGCUGAGAUUUAUAAUGCAACAUCACGAAAGUUUACAGCUGUUGGAUCAAUGCAAUAUCGUCGAGGAGGAUUAACUCUUACACUUCUACCAUCAGGUAAAGUAUUAGCAGCAGGUGGUGCUGAUUGGACAUCCAGUACAUAUCCACUUGUAUGUGAAUUAUAUGAUCCUGUAACAAGAACUUGGUCAAAUACUACUAUGCUGAAUUAUGGAAGAAAUUAUCAUCAAACUGUUUUACUAAAUAAUUUUGUAUUAACUACUGGUGGCAAUAAUGGAAAUGUUAGUCGAGUUAUUAGUUCUGAAAGAUACAAUUUAUGA
Messenger RNA from Adineta steineri, 3120 nucleotides. Lineage: Eukaryota; Metazoa; Rotifera; Eurotatoria; Adinetida; Adinetidae. The record is from the annotation of a GenBank genome assembly.